AUGAUGGGCGGAAAGAAGGAACAAGAUCACAAUGAUCCCGAGCAUUUUGAUCGAGCCUUCAAGGCGGUGAAUGCGAAAUUGAACGCCGAAGGGAAUGGAGAAUAUCAUCUCGUUCCGAUUAAGUUGUUGAAAGCUGAAAGCCAAGUGGUUUCUGGGGUCGCCUAUCACUACGAGGCACUCAUUGGAGAAAGCGAUCAGAAAAGAGGGGAUGCAUCGGCUGAUUCGCUCACAAAGGACAACACAAAAUAUCGAGGGAGCGGGGAUCGAGCGAUUUACAAGAUCAAAGUCUGGGAGCAACCAUGGAAAGAUUUUGUCGAGUACAACGUGGAGAAAGUUCGCGACGUCGCACACGAUGAACAUAUU
Mesorhabditis belari is the source of this 363-nucleotide messenger RNA. NCBI's taxonomy places the organism in Eukaryota, Metazoa, Nematoda, Chromadorea, Rhabditida, Rhabditidae. The record is from the annotation of a GenBank genome assembly.